Molecule: messenger RNA, 1000 nt
Organism: Acomys russatus (golden spiny mouse)
Lineage: Eukaryota; Metazoa; Chordata; Mammalia; Rodentia; Muridae
Gene: Eif2b1
Product: eukaryotic translation initiation factor 2B subunit alpha
Exons: 9
Coding region: 71-988 (305 amino acids)
Biological process (GO): translational initiation
Cellular component (GO): eukaryotic translation initiation factor 2B complex
Molecular function (GO): guanyl-nucleotide exchange factor activity; translation initiation factor activity
Source: RefSeq, a predicted model, not a curated record
ACGGAAGUGAUGCAUGAGACGUGCGACCCACUGUCAGCCCGUGGUUUGCUGGGCCAGUCGCUAGGAAGCCAUGGAGAACCAUGAGAUAAUUGAAUACUUUAAGUCUCAGGUGAAAGGAGACCCUAACAUGGCCUCCGCGGUGGCUGCCAUCCAGACUUUGCUGGAGUACUUGAAGAGAGAUAAAGGAGAGACGAUCCAGGGCCUGAGAGCGAACCUCACCAAUGCCAUAGAAACCCUGUGUGGUGUGGACUCCUCGGUGGCCGUGUCCUCUGGCGGGGAGCUCUUCCUUCGCUUCAUCAGCCUCACCUCCCUGGAGUACUCUGAUUACUCCAAAUGUAAGAAGAUCAUGAUUGAGAGAGGAGAGCUUUUCCUCAGGAGAAUAUCCCUGUCGAGGAACAAAAUCGCCAAUCUGUGCCACACUUUUAUCAAAGACGGGGCGAGAAUUUUGACCCAUGCCUACUCCAGAGUCGUCCUGAGGGUCCUGGAAGAAGCCGUGGCAGCCAAGAAACGGUUCAGUGUGUAUAUCACGGAGUCUCAGCCUGAUUUGUCCGGGCAAAAAAUGGCCAAAGCCCUCUGCCACCUCAACGUCCCCGUCACUGUGGUGCUGGAUGCUGCUGUUGGCUAUAUCAUGGAGAAGGUGGAUCUUGUCAUAGUUGGUGCCGAAGGAGUGGUUGAGAAUGGAGGGAUUAUUAACAAGAUCGGGACCAACCAGAUGGCUGUGUGUGCCAAAGCCCAGAACAAGCCCUUCUACGUGGUAGCAGAAAGCUUCAAGUUUGUGAGGAUGUUCCCGCUCAACCAGCAAGAUGUCCCAGAUAAGUUCAAGUACAAGGCAGACACUCUCAAGUCUUUGCAGACUGGGCAGGACCUCAAAGAGGAACACCCAUGGGUCGACUACACCUCCCCAUCCUUGAUCACCCUGCUGUUUACGGACCUCGGUGUACUGACGCCAUCUGCUGUAAGCGAUGAGCUCAUCAAGCUGUACCUGUGAGCAGCCCCGUCC